Messenger RNA from Dentiscutata erythropus, 228 nucleotides. The record is from the annotation of a GenBank genome assembly. Lineage: Eukaryota; Fungi; Glomeromycota; Glomeromycetes; Diversisporales; Gigasporaceae.
AUUAGACCAAAUCAAUAUCGCGGAAUCACAGAAUAUGCUCUAAGAAAAGCAAAAGAAAAAGGAACUUUUAAUAGGUAUAACUAUUUAGAAGUUGGAAAGCAAUUGUGCUAUCCUCAUUACCUUGAUAUUGUUGAACCCAACUACCAUAAUGAGUCAUCAACUAAUAAUAAUGGGCAAGAUCACAUAAUUGUUAGAAAACCAUUAUCAUUUGGGAAAAAAUUACUUUGA